AUGGAUCCAGCCACAGCGAUAGACCUCUCCUGCAGCAUUCUUGACCUUGGAAACCUUGCCUUAAGGCGGGUUAAGGCAUUCCAAAAAGUUCAUCAAUCAUCGCAAACUCAGAGACAAGCCGAAAGGGGCAUGAAGGAAUGUCUCAACAGCAUGCAAGUCAUCUGCGACCUCGUCGACAGCAAAGAGUUAUGCAUUGAGACACAAGAUCGGGUGUCAAUACAACUUCGCGAAAUCGCAGGAGAUGCUAUAUCACGGAUAAAGGCCGUUUCGAAUACCCUGCAGAUGCUACUGGAGAAGUGCGGCGUGCAAAGAGGGCGUAAACUGAAAUCAAAUGCGCGGACGUGGAUGAGGGAUAUGAUCAGCAAGGAGGAGAUCGAACAUUAUGUGAUUAAUUUGGAGAGAUGCAUCUAUGACCUGAGUUGCAUAGUCGCUUUGAAUACAAGCCACCAACUCAAAAAGCUCAGCGACCAAGUCGGACACUCUCACGUCCAAAGUGAUAUUCAAACGACGCAUCAGGAGCUCAUCGAACACAUUGUUAAGGGCAACACAACCGUCAGCAAGGCAACCAAGCUGGUACGCAGAGGAUCGGCAGAAGCCCGACAAAUGUUGCAUGAGCACGAGGUCCUACAACGUCGGCAGAGUGGGCGCUCGGAUUCCGGAGUCAAAUCAAAGAAUGUCACUCAGAUCGCUCUGGCAUUGGGGGUCGGAGCAAUUCAGUUCUCAGAUCUUAUCCAGAACAGGAGCAACUUGUUCCGAAGCUGGCUCGAAGACGGAUCGGGGAUCUUUAAGGUGGAUAGCACCGAUGGUUCUGCCAUUUCUACGGCAAUCAGGUUUCUCGGUCAGGAACGAGAUAUGAGAGAAUUUAUAUACAGAUGGGCAUGGACUGAACAGGGUCGCAUGGUUCUCGGAACCUGUUUGUUUUCAAUAGUUUCAGUUUUGGCCAUUGCGGUUGCGGUUGCGGUUUCUAUCUCACAGGACACGUCGUACAUACCUGUCAAGGAAAAAAUACCCCUUUAG
Pseudomassariella vexata is the source of this 1017-nucleotide messenger RNA. RefSeq lists its product as uncharacterized. The transcript is spliced from 2 exons. Bases 1 to 1017 code for a protein of 338 amino acids. The record is from RefSeq and is a predicted model, not a curated record. NCBI's taxonomy places the organism in Eukaryota, Fungi, Ascomycota, Sordariomycetes, Amphisphaeriales, Pseudomassariaceae.